UCAAUUCACCUGCAUUUUACAUUUUACACACACACACACACACAAGAAUAUUACUUAUAUGAGUUCAUGCAUAUAGAACAAUGUUUGACAUUUGACUUCUUAUGCAUAAGAUGGUCCUUUUGCUGUACAAUUGCCAAGUUUGGAUUUUUAUUUUAAUUGGUUGAGUACUACUUUUGAGAGAUCAAAAUGGAGGGAGGUGUAGAUGCUGAUGUUUUGCUUGAGUAUGUUGAAUUUCAGAUUUUUCCAAGCCAGGGCAGGUAUGAGGCACGUAUGUGCUAUGGCAAAAAGGUAGAGGCAGCAUCCUCUGGGCUUCUGGAGCAAUUAGUGCUGCAUUCUCCCAAAAUCAAAUCUUUGCACUACAAAGGAUCAGAUUCCAGUUUCAAAUUUAAACCUCUGGGAAAUCUUAGCGAUGCUAAAUGGUUUACGAAAUCCACGUUAAUCAGAUUUCUUCGUAUUAUCAAUUCAUCAGAUAUAAUUGAUGUGGUCAAGGCGAUGGUAAAUGAAAUAUCACAGCUUGAAGAUGCUCGGAAGUUUCAUGUUUCUUUAUAUUCAAAGGGUCCCCAAGAUCAUGUUGGGAGUAGGGAAACAGCAGGCAACAACUACUCAAAUAGGGUGGCAUCAACAGUUGAUGUUGAUGAUCACCCUUCUUCAUCAGAUGCCUCCAAGAAUGAAUUGUUGCGCGCAAUGGACUUGAGGCUCGCUGCACUAGCGGGGGAAUUGGCUGCUGUUUUUGACAAAGCUGUUGGCACCAAAUGCUCUUUUGAGGAUAUCACUAACAUAGAAAAGUUCUCUUACUAUUUUGGAGCUGUUGACUUAAGGAACUGUCUGCAGAAGUUUGUUGCAUUGCAGCAGGAAAACAUAACUGGUGCUUUUCUUGCUAAAGAACCAUCUCUGUCUAACAACGAUGUCGGGACUGAGAAAAUUGGUCCAGAAGGGAGGAAUUGUAAGACAUCGAGAGCAUCACAGUCAGAUACAGCUGUGAAAUAUAGAGCCUCGCCUGCAAAAGCUGCUCAGCUUGAGAGGCAAAUCUCAUCAGCAAGUGAGGAAUCAUCUUCGACUAGUGAGGAGGAACAACCAGCGGUGGAAAGGAGUCGGACUCUUAUAAGAUCUGCAUCACCAAGGAGGUCUGCAUCUCCAAUGCGAAGAGUCCAAAUUGGGCGCUCUGGAUCACGAAGAUCCACUGCUUUAACAAUAAAGAGUCUGAAUUUCGUUCCUGCCAGGGAAAGGUCAUUCUCUCAUAAAGAUGAAUCUGCAAGCGAUAAUGAUGAUGGGGAAGAAUGUGAGAAAACCUCAAAAAAAUCUGAGAACAAUGUACAAAGAAUAAGCGUGCAAGAUGCAAUUAACCUUUUUGAAAGCAAACAGAGAGGUCAAACAGUAGAUUUUCAGAAGACAAAGUCAUCAUUGAAUGUCUCCGUUGCUAAUAAAGCGGUAUUGAGAAGAUGGAGUUCAGGGGUGUGUGAACAUGCUAACCCUGUAAAUGUUGCUUCUCGUGAUCCAGUAGCUUCCUUAGCUGCCAAUAAAUUGGAAGAUCAUGAAAUCGAGAGUGCUUCAGAAAUGAAUCCAGAGUCUCAUCCAACUCCAGAAAGCUAUCAUGCUGAGGCUGCUGACAAUGAUUGCAAACCAAACACACCUCAAGAAAGAGCAUCUAGUCCUGAGGAAAAGAGAGAGGAGUCUCUCCCUAACCAGUGUGAAGAAACAAGUGAGAAAUUAAACGCCUCAGUUGAAUGGACUCGGAAAAAGGAAGCAGAACUAAACCAAUUGCUGAUGAAAAUGAUGGAAACCAAGCGUACCAAAUAUCAGAACCUGGCGCCUAGUGAUAGCAAACUCCAACGUCUUUCCAACAAGUGUAGAGGUGGUUUCUAUGAUCAUUACAAAGAAAAGAGGGAUGAGAAACUUCGUGGUGAAACUACCAGGAAGCAAGGAGAGAAGGAAAAGCAAAUUAAAGCACUACAGCAAAAUCUUGAUGAGAGAAAAGCGGAGAUGGUCUCAAGAAAUGCAACUAAUGAUAAUAAAAAAUCAAGUAUAAAGAGAACACAGAAAGCAGUGAAGAACUUGUCUGAACCUGCCAAUCCCAAAAGUGGAACUCCUAAAUCUGCAGUCGUAAAGAAAGUUCCAUCGAAACCUUCAACGUUGCCAGCAACCCGCAAGUCAUGGUCAUCUGCACCUUCACCAAGAGCUGCAGGGAUAUCAUCUGCUAAAAGUCCUUGUCCUACACCUACCCGCAGAAUAUCACAGCCGGUGCCAACUGCUACAAAGGUUGAGAGAUUACAACCAAAGACCGUGAGAGAAACACAGCAUUAUACCAAAAAGAGCGUUAAAGGUGUAAGUGAAAAGAAGUUAGAAACUGUGACAAAAACUAGCAAACCUAGAAGAUCCAAAGUUCAGCCUGCUUCUGAAGAUUCUGCUUCCUCAGCGAAACCUAAGCUCAGCAAGGUGACAAAGAGAAGUAGCGUGGUGCCUCUGGAAUCAAAGGAGCCAAAGCCUUUUCUUCGUAAGGGCUCAGGCACUGGGUCUGGUCUUAGUCCAGUGACAAAGGUUAAAGUUUCAUCUCAGCCUGAAGAGUGUGUGGCGGACACUGUAGAUUUAGUUCAAAUGGAAGAGGAAGAGAUGGCUUCUGUUUCAUUUGAUCCUGUUAAUCAACUGCAGGAUAGGGGUCUUGAAGAUUUAGAAGUCCAUGAAGAUAAAGACUCUGAAGCUCAGGCAAAACCCCCCCAGAUAUGUGAAAACACAGAAAGGUUUGAUAAGGUUACUCCAAAUGACACGGAUGAUUUUGGACAGAUUGAAGAUUCUACAACAAAAACAAAGGUUGAAGGAGAACCAAACAUCUCACGUAGUGCCUGGGUGGAAAUAAAGGAACACGAGGAUCAGUCAAUUCCAAGUAAUGGUGAUUUCUGUAAUAAUGGAUCUCUGGAUGAUGUUGUACCUGUAAGAGUCUCAAGUCCACGAGUUUGUCAUUCUCUUUCUCAAAUGCUGCUCGAAGACAACAGUGAAACUGACGUUAUUGACUGGGGUAGUGCUGAGAAUCCUCCAACCAUGGUCUAUCAGAACGAUGCGCCUAAAGGUUUUAAGCGUCUUCUGAAGUUUGCUCGGAAGAGUAAGAACGAUGCAAAUUCAACUGGUUUUUCAAGCCCCUCUGUAUUUUCUAAAGGAGAGGAUGACUCAGAGGAUUCUAAAAUUCUCACUAAGAGAAGUUCUGACAAUCUAGUUAAGAAGGCUACACUUCAUGCAAAAAAUGCUGGGCAACAGAAGUCGUCAUCAUCUGAAGUCUACGAGCUAUCUGCACCAAAUGGUAUAGGCAGAUUUUCUGCUCAGAAAUUGCAAGAAAGCCAUAUCUCAGUUUCAGUGACUACAACAAAAGCAACAAGAUCAUUCUUCUCUCUUUCAGCAUUCAAGGGGAGCAAACACAAUGAUGCCAAACUUCGAUGAGAUAAAUAAUGCGAUUAAAAGUUGAAACUUGUAAUGUGUUGCUUCUGAACAUGGAUCAGGGCGCUAGUUUCUUUAGCUUUUUCUAUUUUAACAAUAAUUUUUUUUAUUUAAAAAUUUGCCUUUCUGGAUCCGCAGCACACCUAGAGAUUACUUAAGUUACUUGUAAGAGUCUCUUGUUUAUAUUGCGAAAAAAAUAUUACUUAAAAUUUCCAGAUUA
Messenger RNA from Nicotiana attenuata, 3643 nucleotides. RefSeq lists its product as uncharacterized. The transcript is spliced from 11 exons. The coding region runs from base 187 to 3426 and encodes 1079 amino acids. Lineage: Eukaryota; Viridiplantae; Streptophyta; Magnoliopsida; Solanales; Solanaceae. The record is from RefSeq and is a predicted model, not a curated record.